CAGCCAAUCGGAGAGGGCCGCGGGGCGGGGUCUGAGCGCUGUCGGGCCAGGCGCCUGUUACCUGGGCAGCGGCUCCCUCCCGCUGAGCCGGGCGAGCCGGCUCCCCCUGGCCAGUCCCCUCCGCGGUCCGCACUGGCCAUCGGUUCGCCGGCAGGCCUAUAGGUGCAGCCAUGCAGGAAAGCAUCCGUUUUGCUUCAUCAGGAGAUGAUAUUAAAAUAUGGGACUCCUCAUCUAUAACAGUGGUGGAACAGUUCAACCCACAUACUUCGCAUUCAGUCAACUCACUAUGUUGGGGCAAUAAUAAUAAUUUCCUGGUCACUGCGUCUACCAUCGGUGAUAAAAUAGUUGUUUCAAGCUGUAAGGGUAAACCUGUUCCACUUUUUGAACUAGCUGAAGGGGCAAAACAGACAUGUGUGAGCUUAAAUUCCAGUUCUAUGCAUAUUGUCAGUGGAGGCCUUGAUAACACUGUUAAAAUCUGGGAUUUAAAGUCUAGAAGACUUCAUCGAUGCCUUAAGGAUCAUAAAGAUGAAGUAACUUGUGUAACAUUUAAUUGGAAUGAUUGCUACAUUGCUUCUGGAUCUAUGAGUGGUGAAAUUAUUCUACAUAAUGUUACUACCAAUUUAUCCAGCACUCCCUUUGGUCAUGGUAGCAGUCAGCCUAUUCGACACUUGAAAUAUUCUUCCUUUAAGAAGUCUCUAUUGGGCAGUGUGUCUGACAGUGGAACUGUAACGCUGUGGGAUGUAAAUAGUCAAAAUCCAUACCAUAACUUUGAAAAUGCUCACAAAGCUCCAGCCUCAGAAAUCUGCUUUUCUCCUGUCAAUGAGUUGCUACUUGUCACCAUAGGUUUGGAUAAAAGAAUCAUUCUCUAUGACACGUCAAGUAAAAAACUACUGAGAACUCUGGUAGCUGAAUCUCCUCUGACAGCAGUAGAUUUUAUGCCCGAUGGCACUACCCUGGCUAUUGGCUCUUCCCGUGGAAAAAUUUACCAUUAUGAUCUAAGAAAGCUGACAUCACCAGUAAAAACAGUCAGUGCUCACAAAACCUCUGUGAAGUGUAUACGCCUUCAGUACAGUAGCACUUGUUCAAAGUCCAGCUUUAAUAAAUGUUCUUCAAAUAAACCAGCAUCCAAAAGAACAGAUGUUAAAGCAAGUAGUAAUGUUGGAGGAAUUCAGAAUACUGGCAUAAUCAAAAAUCUUACCUCUAACACACCAAUUACAGUUUCACCCCAGCCCAUGUCAACAAUUGAGAGUAAAGGAGCAGAUGUUGUUCAGGACAAAACAGGUUUUCCUCGUAGCGGCAGCAUGGAUGUAAUUCUAUCUAAAGAAACAGAUCAUGGGAAGAGUGCCAAUAUGACUAACUUUGAUGAUCUGGGACGAGAUAGUUUGGGUGACAUGUUCUCUCCAGUCAGAGAUGAUGUUGCAGUUUACAAAACAAAUGAUGAUCUUCCAGGAAAAGGAGAUGGUUUGGAUUUUCAGCCCUACUUUCCUGGUUUGGAUUUCCUCCCCCAAUUCAACACUGUGUUUCCCAUAAAAAGAAACACAGUAGGUGCUUGCAUGCAAGGGACACGUUCUAGCCCAUUACAUGCAUUUGUGGGCUCUCCUAUUAAAGAAGAAGAUGAGCAUCCAAAUCAAGAUGCUGAAGCUACAAAAAUAAAUAUUGGAAUACAGGAAUCUAGAGAACCCUUGAAACAGCUUUCAAAAUUGAGCUCAUCGAAUGCUGAGUCUGGACAUUCAAAUACUCCACCUUUGCCCACUGUAAUCAAGACUCCGGAAGCAAAUGAGAGGCUAGGGAAGAAUAUUCAGGCACUCUUGAUGUCCGAUUCACCAGUAAAUGGUACUACCUCAGCAACUCCAAAGAUAACUUCCUCUGUCACUGCGGGAGUUGCCAGUUCAUUAUCUGAAAAAAUAGUAGACACCAUUGGAAGUAAUAGACCAAAUGCACCAUUGACAUCAGUUCAAAUUCAUUUCAUUCAAAAUAUGAUACAGGAAACACUAGAUGACUUCAGAGAAGCAUGCCAUCGAGACAUUGUGAAUUUGCAAGUGGAGAUGAUUAAACAAUUCCAUAUGCAGUUGAAUGAAAUGCAUGCCUUGCUUGGAAGAUACUCUGUAAAUGAAAGCUUAGUAGCUGAAAUAGAGAGACUACGAGAGGAAAACAAAAGACUAAGGACCCACUUCUGAAAGGUCCACACCAAGCUUAUUUUCUUGGCAUGAACAUAAUGAAUUUUGUACUUUAACCUUCAAGAUGUCAUCCGCCGAACACUGAAGUCGUGUAUGAAGACCAGUAUUGUUUUCUUGAACUCAGAAAACCUCUUCUUUUAAAUCAAUGUUAUAAGACACAAUACUUAACUGUAAAAUUUUUAACAGAGAUAAAUCUGCACUAAUAACCUCUGUAAAGAAUGUGUUUGUAUCUUUAUGGUGAACUGACUUGAAAUACAUGUGUUGUCUAACAGGAUAAGUAUUUUAUCAGAGCUUUAGCUGUCCAUGAAGUGCCUUUUAUAAAUGAAAAGGAAACAGGACAAAUGUAUUUUCCAUAAGAAUUUUUUAUAUAUACCUACUGUCAGAACUGUGUAGACUGACGCAUUAUUUUACACUUUUGUCAGCAGUAGUUUAUUUUAGCUUCAGUAUUUCGACUAUUUUUGUGAAAAACUAUAUUGUUUUCAGUAUAAUAUUUGGAGUUUUGUUUCUGCAUAGCUGGGAAAAACAGGGAAUCUACUAGUAAUUAUUUGAUUAACGUGCAGUUAUAGAUAACUCAAAACUUUUUCUAUAUGGAGCAAAACUUGGGUUCAGUCUUGGAAAUAUUAAUGAAUAUGAUAUCA
Molecule: messenger RNA, 2815 nt
Organism: Mauremys reevesii (Reeves's turtle)
Lineage: Eukaryota; Metazoa; Chordata; Testudines; Geoemydidae
Gene: NEDD1
Product: NEDD1 gamma-tubulin ring complex targeting factor
Exons: 15
Coding region: 171-2177 (668 amino acids)
Biological process (GO): microtubule nucleation; mitotic cell cycle
Cellular component (GO): ciliary basal body; pericentriolar material; spindle pole
Molecular function (GO): gamma-tubulin binding
Source: RefSeq, a predicted model, not a curated record